Messenger RNA from Sphaeramia orbicularis (orbiculate cardinalfish), 1431 nucleotides. RefSeq names its product glycosylated lysosomal membrane protein (gene glmp). Gene Ontology annotation, cellular component: lysosome. The coding region runs from base 17 to 1210 and encodes 397 amino acids. Lineage: Eukaryota; Metazoa; Chordata; Actinopteri; Kurtiformes; Apogonidae. The transcript is spliced from 7 exons. The record is from RefSeq and is a predicted model, not a curated record.
UGACGGCGUUUCAAAGAUGGCGGCGGACAGAAGUAGAAUGGGGUGUUGUUGGUUGUUUUUAUUUGUUUUUAGUUCGUCACAGUGUUUGUCCAGCGGCGCUGAUAAGUCCAGCAGAAAGUUGUCUAUGGAGUUGAACCCCGGGUAUCCCUCAAAGCCCCAUGGUGGUGACCUGUUGCACAUCAGAGCCCUUGGCGACAACGACACACUCCACUUCCUGUUCUGCAGCCAGGGGGCACCGACGCUGUUGCUUGUCCACACCAAUACCACAACCUCCACUGUGAAGGUGGACUGGGAUAAGUUUGUGGAACGUAAUACCACUGGCAGCCUGAAGGUAGAGCCAGAGAGCAGCAUCCUCUACAGCAAUGCGCUUGUCAUCACCAGGCUGUUGGAGUAUAAUGACAUCAACGACACAGCCAUCCCGACCUCUGACCUCUUCCCACCAUACGACCUUCAGAACUUCCUCUGGGCUCGUCUGAACCUGUCGGCACCAUCUGCUCAACUUUGUGGAACCCCCAACUCAACCAAUGGAUCUCUGUGUGUGGAGCUGACGGCAUUUGAGACAGAGGGGCGGAGUUCCAGCUGGCCCCGUCUCCUGCACAACACUGACUCCUCCCAGCUGACGGUGUCAAUUGAUGGCUUGUCGCCACGGGCGUCACACUCCAGGUUCCUAUUGGAGGUGCAGGCAGUGAGCGGAGCUUCUUCUCUGAGACAAGUGGAUGAGAUCCAAUCAAUUGAUGAUGAGUUUACACCAUCAAUAUUCAAGGUGUAUCAGUGGGUUUCAUCAGUGAAUGGCAGCUCUGACGUUCUGGGUUUCGUCCAGUGGAAGCCAGUGGCAUACCGUAAGACAAAUGCAGCACUCGAGGAUGCUACACCAUGUCGUCACUCAUCACCAGAGCAACAGAAUGGGACAGUGACAGCGGUGGCAUCUGGUCUGAUUCGAGCGUUCUACGGGGAAUCACCAGAAACUUUUGGACUGAAUGUGAGCUUUGGCCUAUCAGGAGAUCCUUUCUACAACAGCACCCAGUUCCUCAGCUGGACACUGCUGGUGGGUGUCGGUUCUCCUCCCGUUGAAUCCUUCUCUCCGCUCGUCAUCACCAUCAUGGCCGCCGGUCUGGGAGCUCCCUUCGUCUUCUUGCUGCUGGGUGGCAUCUUUGUCUGUGUACGAAAGAAGACGGGAACUUCCACGACGGCCUAUGAACCAAUCAACUGAGCCCCAUCCCAAAGCCCCGUCUUGGACAGUACAUUAAGUCAAUCAGGAGUUCAGAGACUCUUUUAAUUUAGGAGACUAAUUUUAUCAGAUGAUCAUGGAUCUGUCAAUUAUUGGUUUCAGUCAUUUUUAUGGAAAAUAAACACAUUUCCUUUUAAACAGUUUUUAAAAAAAACACUGUGUUGACCAGAGUCUUAAAGAUGAUAAAAAUAUUUAAUACUUUG